AUGCACUUCCUCUCACUCCUCGCACUCGUCCCCCUCAUCGCCGCCAACCCGGUGGCGAGGAACAACGACAGCCCCGUCAGCCUCUCCAAAGCGCGCAACAAGUACUUUGGAACCGCCUACCAGUCCUUCUACCCCGCGGACGGCCGCUUCCUGCCUGUACUCGAAUCGCAGUUCAACCAGUACACGCCCGAGAACGAGCUCAAAUGGGAGGUGGUUCAGCCGCAGCGAGGCGUGUUCAACUGGACCGGUGCCGAUCUUAUCUUUGCCGAGGCCAAAAAGACCGGCGCGAUCGUUCGUGGUCAUACCCUCGUCUGGCACUCGCAGCUCCCGAUGUGGGUUCAGAAUAUCACAGACGCCAGCGAUCUCAAGAGCGUCAUGAAGACCCACAUUGACGCGGUCAUGGGUCGAUACGGAUCGCAGAUGGCUCACAUCGAUGUGGUCAAUGAGCCUCUCAACGAGAACGGAACUUGGCGCAACUCGGUCUGGUACAACCUUCUCGGAGAGGAGUUCCCUCGCAUUGCCCUCGACUAUGCCCACGCCGCCGCCCCUCAGGUCAAGCUCUACAUCAACGACUACAACAUCGAGUCGAUCAACAACAAGUCACUCGCUCACGCAGCUAUCGCCAAGAAGCUCCUGAGUCAGGGCGCACCCCUCACCGGCUAUGGUUUCCAGGCUCACUUUAUCGGCGGGUCCGCUCCAAACGACACUGCUCAGGCCAUGAAGAUGUUCACCGACAUGGGUCUCGAGGUCGCCAUCACGGAGCUGGACGUUCGAGUGCCGGUCAACAACAGAGCUAGGCUGAUCAGAUCCCGCGACUACGCCAAUGCCUUCAAGGUCUGCAUCGACAACCCAAAGUGUCCCGGUGUUACCAUUUGGGGCGUCAGCGACGAGACCAGUUGGGUCCCGGGAGUCUUUGCGGGCACGGGCUCGGCCUUGCUCUUUGACUUUGACUACAAGCCCAAGCAGGCGUACUACGCCGUCCAGAACGUCUUGAAGCAGUAG
Molecule: messenger RNA, 1002 nt
Organism: Dioszegia hungarica
Lineage: Eukaryota; Fungi; Basidiomycota; Tremellomycetes; Tremellales; Bulleribasidiaceae
Product: xylanase
Exons: 6
Coding region: 1-1002 (333 amino acids)
Biological process (GO): carbohydrate metabolic process
Molecular function (GO): hydrolase activity, hydrolyzing O-glycosyl compounds
Source: RefSeq, a predicted model, not a curated record